UCUAACACUCUCUCUCUCCCCCUCUCUCUCUCACACACACACACAAAGCACAUCUGGAGCUCUCGCACACGCUCGCUCUCUCAUCUCUCUCUCUCUCGCUCUCGCUCGCAGGCCCUAAGCUUACAGGUCUCGCCAUGAAAGGUGGUAAGGGGAAGGCGGAGACGACUAGAGCCGACGCGAGUUUGAAGAGGAAAGGCCCGGGGACGCAGCGCGCCGGGAAGAAGACGGCGAGGAAGGAGAAAGCUGUGAAGGAUCCUAACAAGCCGAAGAGGCCUGCUAGUGCAUUUUUUAUCUUCAUGGAAGAUUUCAGGGUGCAGUAUAAGCAGAAGCAUCCUAACAACAAAUCUGUUGCUGCCGUCGGUAAAGCUGGCGGGGACAAGUGGAAAUCCAUGUCGGAAGCUGAUAAAGCUCCUUUUGUAGCAAAGGCAGAGAAAAGGAAGGAUGAGUACAACAAGAAGAUGCAGGCUUAUAACAAACGAUCGGCUGAAGGAACCAAUGCUGCUGACGAUGAAGAGUCUGACAAGUCAAAAUCUGAAGUCAAUGAUGAGGAUGAUGAGGAUGGAGAUGAGAGUGGGGAGGAGGACGAGGAUGAUGACUAAGUCACAAUUACCCUCGAGGAGUAUGUGUAAACUGUUACAUCAAUGAGCAACGAAAAAUUUCUGUCAUUUUGGACAUGUAGUUGUUUGCCUUAAUGGUUUCAUAUUAGAUAAUUAGGAGAACGGUGAUUGGCUUGAGUACCUUCUGGAGCUUAAAUAGUGAUGUAGUUAGUUGUUUAUGCUGAUUUUAGCUGAAGCUUGGUUCUCUGAUCUGAUAUAUAUAAGCUUCUUUGCUCCCA
This is a messenger RNA of Syzygium oleosum, 835 nucleotides long. Its product is annotated as HMG1/2-like protein. Lineage: Eukaryota; Viridiplantae; Streptophyta; Magnoliopsida; Myrtales; Myrtaceae. The transcript has 8 exons. The coding region runs from base 135 to 599 and encodes 154 amino acids. The record is from RefSeq and is a predicted model, not a curated record.